GUCAGAGGGGAUGAAGAUCGAGCAUUCCAACCUGGUUGUCUAGGUCAUUGUCGUUCACUGGUCAUUUAGGGAGGGUGGAUGUCUCCUUCCAUCGUUCAAAACCACGAGUCUUUCCAUGUUCUUCGCUUUCACCAUCUGGCUUGACCCUUGAGCACCAGCAGCCGGAUUCGACCCCUGUUUGGGCGGUGCCGGUAUAGACGUGCUCGGGACUGCAGAGCGCGGGCUGCUAUUCCCAUCAAUAGGGCUCUGACAAUGGGAAUUAAAGGACUUCAUGUUCUUCUCAAAUCAAUACAGAAACCAUGCCACCUGAAAGAUUAUAGCGGACAGACUCUGGGAGUCGAUGCCUAUGGAUGGUUGCAUCGUGGUACGGUCGCAUGCUCCGUGGACUUGGUUCUAGAUAGGCCCACGAGAAAGCACAUCGAUUUCGUUCUAAAUCGAGUCCGCAUGCUUAUCUACUUCGGAGUGACGCCAUACCUUGUAUUUGACGGAGAUAAUCUUCCGAGCAAAGCUGAGACCGAAGCCAAGCGCCAGAAAAGACGACAUGACAGCAAGUCACUUGGAAUGGAAUUGCUCCGAAAGGGCCGCACGAAAGAAGCAUACCAAGAACUGCAGAAGGCGGUCGACGUGACGCCUCUGAUGGCUCGUGAACUGAUUGAAGAACUGAAGCAAAUGAACGUCCAAUAUGUGGUGGCACCAUACGAGGCAGAUGCGCAGCUUGUCUACCUGGAGCAACAGGGGAUCAUCAAUGGGAUCAUCUCAGAAGACUCUGACUUGCUUGUGUUCGGUGCCAAACGCUUGCUUUCCAAACUCGAUCAACAUGGCGACUGCAUCGAAAUUGAUCGAGCAGAUUUCGGGGCUUGUCGGGAUGUCAGUUUGAUUGGAUGGUCGGAUGAUGAAUUUCGGCGUAUGUGCAUUCUCGCCGGCUGCGAUUAUCUGGCCAACAUUCCACGAAUGGGGCUGAAGACGGCCCAUCAGAGCAUACGAAAAUACAAAACCGUGGAGAAAGCCGUGCGCAUGCUUCAAUUCGACGGCCAAUAUCACGUUCCUAAUGACUAUCUUAAGAACUUCAAAGAGGCCGAGCUCACCUUCCUCUAUCAGCGAGUCUACUGCCCCAAGGCUGAAAAGCUGGUCACGCUUACGAUACCCGAAAGAGAUGUGAAUAUAGAAGAUCUGACCUACAUCGGCGGCGAUGUGGAACCUGAGGUUGCGGUGGGAGUCGCUCGGGGGGAUUUGGAUCCAGCAACCAAGAACCCAUUGGUAUUGAGGCCACCAGUUGCAGCGAAUUUCACCGAAAAACGACUCACGCAUACACUGCAACGUCGGCAGACACUCGGAUCAGCCGCUGAACUGAAGCCUAAUAAGGCUAUCAACUCCUUCUUUACCCCAAAACGAAUCCCGUUAGCUGAACUGGAUCCGAACAGCCUCACACCUUCACCAAGCCAGCAACGGCUCUUGGAACGCCAUGUUAACACUUCCUGGGAAAGUGUUCCUGUUUCAACCCACCCAGUGUUGACGAGAUCAGCCUCAUCUGCUGCGUCAAACAGAUAUUCUAGUCCCUUGGUGAGAAGUGUGGAUCGGGACUCUUUCGUUACCCACCCUUCCAAGGUGUCUGCUCUGCAAUCCUCUAAGCGACAGCGCCUCUGCUCUGAUGCAGAUGAUCGGCACCUGCCAGAUGCUCCUACUUGUCGCAGCCGAUUCUUUACGAACGGUACUGACGAGUCUAGCCCGAGCGGACUGAAGAUUGACCGAAAUAAAAAGCCUCGGAAACAUUCUUUGGACGUCUUUUCAGAUGAUUCCAUAGAGGAUAUGAUGUCUCAGAUUCCGGAUCCUGCCGAGACACCCGCAAAGGGUACGAGCGACAAGGACCACGAAGUUGAACAAAACCAAUCCUCAGACGAAGCAAAUGUGCUCGCGCAGUCCGCAAAAACUGAAUCAGACCAUGAUCUCUCUAAAGAUAUGAGAGAGAAGCAGGAGAAAGAAUGCAAUGGCUCUUCAAAGACAGUAAGCUUGGAAUCUAAUCCGGCUGAGUUCCAGCAAGUCCUCGAUUAUCACAUUGAGAAGCAGAAUUCCACACUCCUUUCGAGAUUCGCAUUUCAGCGGAAAAAUAGUAGCGCUCGCUUGGAGAAUUUUGGACAUGCAGAAACGAAUAUUCAGCCCAAUCAUACCGUGUGCUUCUCCGAAUCGCAGAUUGCCUUGAAAGCCGGGAGUCCGCGGACGCCUCCCAGACGAGGUCGGUCAACGCCCUUGCAACGACUGGGCCAAAGUGCUCUUGCUAGGUCUCGGUCUCUCAACCAUCUUUCGUCCUCUUUAGCCGCAUUUCGGGCAUCGAAGGUGUUGUUACCUCCAGCAAAGCCUGCUCCGGCUGAAGCUUGCAAGAGUAAUCUGAGCAGCACCCAGAGUCUGGUGCCGACUUGUCAUGGGAGUGAAGAUAUGAUCAUCCCCGAUAGUGAAGAGGAGGGAGGAGAAGAGGAUUCGGAACAGCCCGACUUUGAAGCAAUUCGAGGCUUGCAAGCGCCAUUCGCAAUCGAUCUGAAGCGGUUUUCCUUUACCGGUGGUCAAUAGAAAGACUUGGAAUGCUUGGGCAGGAUGAUCGGCGCUAAUGUCGUCAUCGUCAACAUAACAAUCAUCAUUGGCGGUGUUCUUUGGAGUAUUGUUCACCUUUUGACAUACAUAGCAGCGGGGUGCCUGGACGUAUAAAUAUCAAGAUCUACAUGUUGUCUUAUAAAUCGUGUAUACAUAGGCUGAGUUGCGGAG
Messenger RNA from Aspergillus saccharolyticus JOP 1030-1, 2754 nucleotides. Its product is annotated as putative exonuclease. Gene Ontology annotation, biological process: DNA double-strand break processing; DNA recombination; mismatch repair. Gene Ontology annotation, molecular function: 5'-3' DNA exonuclease activity; metal ion binding; DNA binding. The transcript has 3 exons. The record is from RefSeq and is a predicted model, not a curated record. Bases 253 to 2562 code for a protein of 769 amino acids. NCBI's taxonomy places the organism in Eukaryota, Fungi, Ascomycota, Eurotiomycetes, Eurotiales, Aspergillaceae. Gene Ontology annotation, cellular component: nucleus.